Amphibalanus amphitrite is the source of this 1248-nucleotide messenger RNA. Its product is annotated as C-type lectin 1-like. Lineage: Eukaryota; Metazoa; Arthropoda; Thecostraca; Balanomorpha; Balanidae. Bases 291 to 1061 code for a protein of 256 amino acids. The transcript has a single exon. The record is from RefSeq and is a predicted model, not a curated record. Gene Ontology annotation, molecular function: signaling receptor activity.
CUUCUUCAGUCUACUAUUCAAGAGAACACACCGUUGGUCUAUCUACCAUCUAUCUGUCUCUGAGGCAUUGAAUCUAUCCAACGUCUCCUAGAAUCUACGUCUCUACUGUCUCCAAAAAAGGUGUCGUUGCAUCUCUUCAACGUCUCUUGGAGCUCAAAAGUUACGUGUCUCUGCCGUCUCCAGUGAGUCUGAUCUCUACGCCGUCUCCACAGCGGCUGAAAUAAUCUCUCGCCGUCUCUCUCGUCUCUGUAAGUCUCCCCACCUCCGUCGCUUACCGCCUACCGACAGCGAUGACCUCGCUCCGACCCGGCCACUCCGUCCGGGUGCUGGCGGUGGUUGCUGUGAUGGUGCUGCUGCCAGCGUCCAGCGCCGGAGCUGGUCGCUGGUUCAACUCCGACCCACCCAUCAACCACACAGCUCUGACCACGCUGCGAACCGGGUCAGCGAUCCAGUGUGGACUCCGCUGUCUCAUCGAGCCGCUCUGCGUGGGUCUGCGAGUGAGUGACCCUGACCCGGGACUCGACCCUAGCCUCGACCCGGGCUUCAGCUGCACCCCAGUGACCUGUCCCCCCGACUGGAGUGUCUUCUCGGGUGGCUGCUACCGCGUGUUCCCCGCCAUUCUCUCGUGGCCGGACGCCGAGAUCGCCUGCAACUCUGCCGGCACCGGCUCCCACUUGGUCUCCAUCAGCUCCGCAGCCGAGAACGUCUUCGUCUCCACCCUGGCCCGGCAGGCGGGCGGCGUCUACUUCCACAUCGGCAUGUUCUGGCCGCUGGGCGCUCCUGCUGACGGCGCACGCUGGACGGACGGUUCACCGGUAACCUACACCGCCUGGUACAGCGGGCAGCCGAACGAAAACCACAACGGCAUGUUCAUAGCCACUAACCUGGCGGCGGAGCUGCAGGAGUGGAAUGACAUGGGUCCGAGUACCUUACACGGAUACAUCUGCGAGCACCGGCUGAAGGGAACGGGGGUAGAGCCGCGAGAGGGCGAGGCAAGGAAAACUGCGGGGAGAAUGACGAAGACUGAUGAUGGGACGUCCUGGGCACUUCUUGUUGUGUAGGAGUGGCGAUGUGAGACACUGGCUCGGUUAGGUUUGUCGUUAUUUCAUCUAUGUCUAUCCUUCUGUUCCUCCAUUUCUCUAUCCUUUUCCACUUGGCUCCUCAUCCGACUGUCUUGUCUUUUUCGUCUCUCUCUCUCUCUCUCUCUCUCUCUCUCUCUCUCUCUCUCUCUCUCUCUCUCUCUCUCUC